Molecule: messenger RNA, 1227 nt
Organism: Diorhabda carinulata
Lineage: Eukaryota; Metazoa; Arthropoda; Insecta; Coleoptera; Chrysomelidae
Product: parkin coregulated gene protein homolog
Exons: 5
Coding region: 343-1155 (270 amino acids)
Molecular function (GO): Hsp70 protein binding; Hsp90 protein binding
Source: RefSeq, a predicted model, not a curated record
AAAAAGGGUAUACCAAAUGGUGUCAGUAGAAUUUUGAUUAAUGAGAUUGUGUAAACCAUAUACAUAUAUUGAGAAUCUUUCAAUAAGGCAUUGAAGAUUCAUUUUUUUGCACCAAUGGAUAUUUAUAAAAUAAGAUGCAGCAGAAUUUUUUAUCUUUGUCUCGUUAAAUUUUUUUAAAUUUCUGAAUCAAACGCAAAUAACAUAACCCUACUAAAUAUAAAAUUUUUUCAUAUAAGUGACAUUUUUGAAAAGAAAAUAUGAUAAAAAUUUAUAACAAUAUCAACUUUGUAAUAUUUCUGUAAGUUACAACAUUUUCUAAUGAGUGUUUUGUGAUAUCUAUAUAUGGCGAAGGUUCUAGAAAACCAAAUCACCAUCGGACAUUACUGCUUUCAUAUAAGUAAUGUGUGUUCCAUUUUCAUACCAUUUUGUUCCAUAAUGGUAACAGAUAAGGAGUCAAGACCUAAAACUGGCGAAAAACAGCAAAACGGGUGCAAGAUUUGGGUACCCGCAUUUACUGUUCAAGCCCUACAAAAGCAUACAUGUGUUUUACCACCUCCUAAAUGCGAUGUUUAUAAAGAAGUUCCUUCAACUAAUAGAAAGUUCAGAACAAACUAUCUCAGAGGUAAUUUACCCAUAGGAACAGAUCCAAAAGGUAACAAAGUGUCUUGGAAAGCGGAUAUAACAAAAUUGGAUUUUCAUUAUUAUUUGCCAAUGUUUUUUGAGGGACUUGUUGAAACAGAACACCCCUAUAAACUAUUUGCCCAACAGGGAAUUCAUGAUUUACUAACUCAUGGAGGAAACAAAAUUUUCCCAUGCAUUCCUCAAUUAAUUAUACCCAUAAAAGAUGCACUUCGAACUAAAAAUAAAGAGGUGAUGUGUAACACUUUGCGUAUUUUACAACAUUUAGUGAAAUCUGGAGAUAUGGUUGGUGAAGCUUUGGUACCAUAUUAUAGACAAAUUUUACCUUGUCUUAAUAUGUACAAAGAAAAAAACGUAAACUGUGGAGACGAGAUCGAUUACAGUCAAAUGAGAGGAGAUAACUUAGCGGAUAACGUAAAUGAGACUUUACAAGUAUUAGAAAGAUACGGAGGAGAAGAUGCAUUCAUAAACAUUAAAUAUUUAAUUCCAACUUACGAAUCCUGUAUGCUAAAUUAAAUUAAGACUCGAAUGUAAUCCUUCAUUUCUUUUUCAAUAAUUAUAUACAUUUUUUCAUGACCAUACAUCAAA